This is a messenger RNA of Pedinophyceae sp. YPF-701, 858 nucleotides long. The record is from the annotation of a GenBank genome assembly. Lineage: Eukaryota; Viridiplantae; Chlorophyta; Pedinophyceae.
AUGCGCGCCCCGCCGGCCGAGCUCGCCGCAGAUCCCUACAGCGCGGAGCAGGAGAUCCCGCGCACGGGACCGGACAACUGGGUCACAGUCCCCGUGGGUGAGAUGCUUUCGUUUGGGGCUGAGAGGGGGCUGCUCGUUGCGCUCUAUCCGGUCGAGGAAGGCCACAUCGACGCCUGCGACAUCGACGCUAUCGCCGAGUGGGGCCUCCCUGUCCCGGACCUCAACGGUGGGUUCAAUGAAGGGCUUCGGUACGUCCGCGGUGAGGACGGUGAGUUGGACAAGGAACUCUCCGAGGACGAGGACGACGACACGGACAUGGAACUCUCCGCGGACGAGGAGUACGACACGGACAUGGAACUCUCCGCGGACGAGGAGGACGACACGGACAUGGAACUCUCCGAGGAUGCACCUGAUCAAGUCGAGCAGGCCAGGCGCUACAGGGAGUGGAUGGCCGCGCACGACGGCGCUCAGCCGGGCCAGGGGCGAGGCGCGCAGCCCGACGAGGUGCAGCUGGCGGUAUGGAUGUCGAAUUUGAAGACGAGGUGCGCGUCGGGCGCGCCGUUGAUGUCAGACGUCGUGGCGGUGCUGGACGAGGGGAUGGAGCCGGGCUGGUGGCGGACGGAUUCACGCGCCGAUCAUCAAGUCAAGCAGGCCAGGCGCUACAGGGAGUGGAUGGCCGCGCACGACGGCGCUCAGCCGGGCUGGGGGCGAGGCGCGCAGCCCGACGAGCACCAAUUGGCGCAGUGGAUGACGCACUUCCGGACGCGCAGCUGCGCGGCGGGCACGCCGUGGAUGUCAGACGUCGCGGCGGUGCUGGACGAGGGGAUGGAGCCGGGCUGGUGGCGGGCUGCCCUGUGA